AUGGAGAAGUUGGCCUUUGCGUUGAUAACUGCUGCGCGAAAACUCAAAUCGUACUUCCAAGCACACACAAUCGUUGUCUUAACGGACAAGCCCUUGAGAAUAGCUAUGAGUAGCCCCGAGGCAGCAAGAAGAAUGGCUUUAUGGGCUGUAGAACUCAACGAGUUUGACAUACAGUACCGUUCGCGAACAGUUGUAAAAGGACAGGUGGUGGCUGAUUUCAUCGCCGAAUUCAAUCUUGGAGACGGCCAGGGGGCAAAGGAUACGCAACAGUGGAAUAUUUAUACAGACAGAUCUUUAAAUAGAAGAGCAGGAGGGGCUGGCAUAGUGAUCCAAACCCUAGAGGGGGAUAAGAUCGAGUGCAUGAUCCGACUAGAUUUCCCCACAACCAAUAACGAGACAAAAUAUGAAGCCUUGGUGGCAGGGCUAGACCUCACAAAGGCUGUAGGUGCUGAAAACGUAGUCGUACAUUGCGACUCACAUGUAGUAACAAAUCGGAUUAAUGGCGGCUACGAGUGUAAGAAUAAAAGGAUGAAGAGGUAUCUAGAAGAGGUAUUGUCAUUUGUCCAAGUCUCCUCACUUAUUGAUGACGGAACAAAUGUGCAGGAACUAAAUUCUGAAAGCAAUUGGACUACGCCUUUGAUAUCAUACCUCAAGACUGGCGUGUUACCAGACGGUAGUGAUGCCACUAGAAAGGUGAAGGUCCAAGCAUCACGAUUCAUGCUGAUAAAAGGUGUUUUAUACAAAAGAGGAUUCUCUCGGCCGUACCUGAGGUGUCUAUGCCACGAAGAAGCAGAUUACGUAAUGAGAGAAGUCCACGAGGGUAUCUGCGAAAACCACUCUGGGGCGCGGUCAUUAGUGCACAAGUUAAUCCGAGCAGGAUACUACUGGCCUACAAUGAGGAAGGAUGCACAGGCCUAUGUCAACGCCUGCAACAAGUAUCAAAGGUUUAGUAAUCUCAUCAGGCAACCAUCCGAGGAACUAACCCCCAUGACGGCCCUUUGGCCCUUCGCUCAAUGGAGACUAGAUAUCAUGGGCCCCUUCCCAGCAGCAGUUAGGCAGUUAAAAUUUCUGGUAGUUGGUAUCGACUACUUCACUAAGUGGGUGGAAGUAGAAGCCCUAGCCACUAUCACGGAAAGGAAUAUUCGGAGUUUUGUUUGGAGAAUAUCAUAUGCAGGUACGGGAUACCCAGAGUGCUUGUCUCUGACAACGGAAAGCAAUUCGACAACAGCGCAUUUAGGGACUUUUGGUCGGGGCUAG
Messenger RNA from Quercus lobata, 1257 nucleotides. RefSeq lists its product as uncharacterized. Gene Ontology annotation, molecular function: RNA-DNA hybrid ribonuclease activity; nucleic acid binding. The transcript is spliced from 2 exons. The record is from RefSeq and is a predicted model, not a curated record. Lineage: Eukaryota; Viridiplantae; Streptophyta; Magnoliopsida; Fagales; Fagaceae. Bases 1 to 1257 code for a protein of 418 amino acids.